Messenger RNA from Penicillium waksmanii, 1704 nucleotides. Its product is annotated as serine hydrolase domain-containing protein. The record is from RefSeq and is a predicted model, not a curated record. The coding region runs from base 1 to 1704 and encodes 567 amino acids. NCBI's taxonomy places the organism in Eukaryota, Fungi, Ascomycota, Eurotiomycetes, Eurotiales, Aspergillaceae. The transcript is spliced from 4 exons.
AUGCAUUUAAGAAAAGCCAUUGUCGGAUCUAUCUUGGGCUUCGCCCUAAGUACAACAGCUCGAAUCAUCGCCAGCGAUGAUGUCCCCCUCAUCGGACCAUCCUUCAUCUCCAACUUCGACCCAUCGACCUCGAGAGCCAUCGGAAAUGCGAAAAAGGCAUUUCCAAUUCUUCUCGAUAAAUUAUUCGAGUCUGGCGAUUUAGAUCGUAAAGACUUGGCAUUUACCAUUGAUGUAUAUUCAGCUGCAACGAACGAUACUAUCUUCAGUUACUCGCACGUCGGAGAAAAGUCGAAGGAAACCAUCACAUCUGGCGAACUGAAUGAUAAUACGAUAUCACGUACUGGGAGCGUCACCAAGCUCUUCACUGUCUAUGCAAUCAUUGCUAAGGCCGGAAUGGGGGUUUUCAGUGACCCUGUAACCAAAUACCUCCCCGAGCUCGAGAAUAAUUCUUCCGGUAAUCCUCUGGAUAGAGUUCGCUGGGAGGAUGUUACUGUGGGAGCUUUGGCUGCUCACCAAGCUGGCUCGGGUGGUAUAGCUGAUUUCUUCAACGCAUAUCUCGACCCCGAAAAUCCAUCAGAAUAUAAACCCGAAGACCUGUUUACAUUCUUCCGUGAGAAACGACUGCCCGUCAUCGCUCCCUAUCACAGCGCCAUUUAUUCAGACGGGGGUUUUGCCAUCUUAGGCCAGGUUCUUGCCCGGCUAUCUGGAAAGUCUGUCACAGACAGCUUCGAAGAGAUUCUCUGGAAACCCCUGGGGAUGAACAACACGUCGACACAAGUACCAAAGGGCUCUAACCUUAACACCAUCGAUCGCACUCCUGUUGCCCAUAAGUCAAAACUGAACGAAACAGCAUGGGGCCAGGGCAUCGAAAUCGUCGCAUCUACCGGAAGCAUCUACUCCAACACAGCCGACCUCCGCAAAGCAGGUCUCUCAAUCCUAAAUUCAGAACUCCUCUCAGGUCCCACAAUCUCCGAAUGGAUGAAACCGCGCAGCGCAACAGGCACAUUAGUCGAAUUAGUUGGCGCACCGUGGGAAAUCUCCCGCCUCGAAAUCCCCGUCACGCCCGGCUCAAACCGAACCCGAGUCUCCGACCUGUACACAAAGGCGGGCGGAAAUAUCGACUAUACUGCCAUCUUCGCUUUGUCGCCCGACCAAGGUAUCGGAUACUCUAUCCUGAUCGCUGGUGAAACUGCCACACCGGCACGCUGGCCGCUUCGCAAUCUAGUCGGGGAAACAUUCAUUCCAGCGGCCGAACACGCUAUGGCUGAAAAUGCGGCUCGGAAUUUAGCUGGUACGUUCGUUGAUGAAAAGAAUUCCGGUAAUAAUGUCACGCUUAGCGUGGAUCGUGGUCAUCCUGGCUUGGGAUUGAAGUCUUUCUGGUUGAAAGGAAAAAAUGCUCGCGAUAGUUCGCAUUAUCGUCUCUAUCCGACUGGUUUGAACUCGGUCUCCAAGUCGUUGUCUUCUCUUUAUAGGAGUGAAGGGACGAUGCGUAUUGCUCAUCGUAUGGUCAAGCCGGGGGUUAAGCCGGUGGAACCCCGGGCUGCUGUUGAGGGGGGCAAAGGUGGUUUGUUUGAUGAUUCGUUUGUGUGGAUGGCUCUUGAUCAGGAGGGACCGGUGGAUUUGUUUGUUUUUACGCUGGUUGAUGGGAAGGUGACUACCGUUGAGUAUCCUUUGACAGGUGUUGUUAUGAAGCGUGUGAAGUAG